AUGGGUCAUGGUGUAUGCCUGGGUCAUGGUGUAUGCAUGGGUCAUGGUGCAUGCAUGGGUCAUGGUGUAUGCCUGGGUCAUGGUGUAUGCAUGGGUCAUGGUGCAUGCAUGGGUCAUGGUGUAUGCAUGGGUCAUGGUGCAUGCAUGGGUCAUGGUGCAUGCAUGGGUCAUGGUGCAUGCAUGGGUCAUGGUGCAUGCAUGGGUCAUGGUGCACGCAAGGGUCAUGUUGCAUGCACGGGUCAUGAUGCAUGCAUGGGUCAUGGUGCAUGCAUGGGUCAUGGUGCAUGCAUGGACAUGGUGCAUGCAUGGGUCAUGUUGCAUGCACGGGUCAUGAUGCAUGCAUGGGUCAUGGUGCAUGCAUGGGUCAUGGUGCAUGCACGGGUCAUGGUGCAUGCACGGGUCAUGGUGCAUGCACGGGUCAUGGUGCAUGCAUGGGUCAUGGUGCGUGCAUGGGUCAUGGUGCAUGCAUGGGUCAUGGUGCAUGCACGGGUCAUGGUGCAUGCACGGGUCAUGGUGCAUGCAUGGGUCAUGGUGCGUGCAUGGGUCAUGGUGCGUGCACGGGUCAUGGUGCGUGCAUGGGUCAUGGUGCGGGUCAUGGUGCAUGCAUGGGUCAUGGUGCAUGCAUGGGUCAUGGUGCAUGCAUGGGUCAUGGUGCAUGCAUGGGUCAUGGUGCAUGCAUGGGUCAUGGUGCAUGCAUGGGUCAUGGUGCAUGCAUGGGUCAUGGUGCAUGCAUGGGUCAUGGUGCAUGCAUGGGUCAUGUUGCAUGCACGGGUCAUGAUGCAUGCAUGGGUCAUGGUGCAUGCAUGGGUCAUGGUGCAUGCAUGGGUCAUGGUGUAUGCAUGGGUCAUGGUGCAUGCAUGGGUCAUGGUGUAUGCAUGGGUCAUGGUGCAUGCAUGGGUCAUGGUGUAUGCAUGGGUCAUGGUGCAUGCAUGGGUCAUGGUGCAUGCAUGGGUCAUGGUGCAUGCAUGGGUCAUGGUGCAUGCAUGGGUCAUGGUGCAUGCAUGGGUCAUGGUGCAUGCACGGGUCAUGGUGCAUGCACGGGUCAUGGUGCAUGCACGGGUCAUGGUGCAUGCACGGGUCAUGGUGCGUGCAUGGGUCAUGGUGCGUGCAUGGGCCAUGGUGCGUGCACGGGUCAUGGUGCGUGCAUGGGUCAUGGUGCGGGUCAUGGUGCGUGCACAGGUCAUGGUGCGUGCACGGGUCAUGGUGCAUGCAUGGGUCAUGGUGCAUGCAUGGGUCAUGGUGCGUGCACGGGUCAUGGUGCAUGCAUGGGUCAUGGUGCAUGCAUGGGUCAUGGUGCAUGCAUGGGUCAUGGUGCAUGCAUGGGUCAUGGUGCAUGCAUGGGUCAUGGUGCAUGCAUGGGUCAUGGUGCAUGCAUGGGUCAUGGUGCAUGCAUGGGUCAUGGUGCAUGCAUGGGUCAUGUUGCAUGCACGGGUCAUGAUGCAUGCAUGGGUCAUGGUGCAUGCAUGGGUCAUGGUGCAUGCAUGGGUCAUGGUGCAUGCAUGGGUCAUGUUGCAUGCACGGGUCAUGAUGCAUGCAUGGGUCAUGGUGCAUGCAUGGGUCAUGGUGCAUGCAUGGGUCAUGAUGCUUGCACGGGUCAUGAUGCAUGCAUGGGCCAUGGUGCAUGCAUGGGUCAUGGUGCAUGCAUGGGUCAUGCUGCAUGCUGUCCGCAGAAGUACGUACCAUCAUCUCAUUCCAUACGGGCAAUCGGUGGAAGCCAAGGCAGCUAGAGCAAUACGGACUCACACUCAACCCACCCUUCCACAGCCUCUCCAAGCCCUUUCCCCCCUUCCCUCCUUGUCUGCUUCCCCAAACCACCUUCUAAUUACCUCCCCUUCCUCCCCUUGCACCCCCUAUUCAUCAGGCAACUGGUGGAAGCCAAGGCAGCUAGAGCGAUACGGACUCACACUCAACCCACCCUUCCACCACACCGGCAUCGUCGAAGCCUACCCGCACGGCCUCGCAACCAUUCUCACCGCUCUCCACCGCUGGCAGCGCGUUACCGCCCGCGCGUUUCUGGUUACCAGUGUGUCUUUUCAGUUCAACGCCAGCUGUCCCGCCACGCAGCCCAUUGCUGACGUGGCGACAGCACGCACAACGAUGGCGGCGCUGACCCGGCGGAAGAACGAGGUGUUGAAAGCGGUGCUGCAGAGGGUGGUGGAGGAGGAGGGGAGGGAGAGAGAGAGGGAUGAGGCGGAAAAGGAUGUUGUGGGAAGAAAGGGGCAGCAGGGGCAGCAGGAGCAGCAGGAGCAGCAGGAGCAGCAGGGGCAGCAGGGGCAGCAGGGGCAGCAGGGGCAGCAGGGGCAGCAGGCACGGUCAGCACAUGUAGGGGGCAAGGCAGGUGUGCGGGGCAGCAGCAUCCGCUUGCUGGACAUCCACGACUUGUCUCUCUUCCGCCACGAUGCACGGCCAGCAGCGUACCAUGGCAGGCAGAGCAGCCUGCAUGAUUGUGCGCAUUACUGCGUGCCCGGUGUGCCCGACACAUGGAAUGAGCUGCUGCUGGGGAUGCUGGCCGAGUGA
Molecule: messenger RNA, 2517 nt
Organism: Closterium sp. Naga37s-1
Lineage: Eukaryota; Viridiplantae; Streptophyta; Zygnematophyceae; Desmidiales; Closteriaceae
Source: the annotation of a GenBank genome assembly